AUGGACCACGACCAGUUCUUAGGUGCGGUCUCGGAUCCGGGCCCCGACAUUACCCCAAUGCCAACCGACCCGCAUGAUGAUACCCUUAGCGGCAUGGAUAGCGACCAGCACCAUGCAAUACCAGACCACAACACCCGCGAACAGAACGGCUCCCACGAGCAGCAGCUCCAUGCUCAAUCACAGCCUCUCGACCAGAGUCUAGGUAAUUCACCUCGCUCGCACUACCUGCCCGACAACUUAGAUGGGGAGGCGACUGCCCGAUACGCGACCCCGCCGGUCCCCGCGCCCCCGAUAUCACGCCCUCCAUCCGGCCUUUCGGGACACGGCGCUGCCUACGGAGCCGACCAAGCAUCAAGAGCGGGCAGCAACGGCGCGCCGGCCGAGCAACAGAACACUGGGCGCAACCAUGUCGUGAUCAAGGUCGGCAUGGUGGGCGAUGCGCAGAUCGGCAAGACGAGUCUCAUGGUCAAAUACGUCGAGGGUAGCUGGGACGAAGACUACAUCCAGACGCUUGGUGUAAACUUCAUGGAGAAAACGAUCAGCAUCCGGAACACGGAAAUCACAUUCAGCAUCUGGGAUCUGGGCGGCCAGCGCGAGUUUGUGAACAUGCUGCCACUGGUGUGCAACGAUGCCGUAGCGAUCCUCUUCAUGUUCGACUUGACGCGGAAGAGUACGCUGAAUAGCAUAAAGGAGUGGUAUCGGCAAGGGCGAGGGUUCAACAAAACGGCCAUCCCCGUUCUCGUUGGGACAAAGUACGACCACUUUGUUAACCUGUCUCGCGAGGAGCAGGAGGAGAUCUCAAACCAGGCUCGGCGUUUCGCCAAGGCGAUGCGCGCGGCGUUGAUCUUCAGCAGCACCAGCCACAGCAUCAAUGUUCAAAAGAUCUUCAAGAUCGUGCUUUCAAAGGCCUUCGAUCUGAAAUGCACAAUCCCCGAAAUCACCAACGUCGGCGAGCCAUUGCUCAUCUACCAGUCUUGCUAG
Chaetomium strumarium is the source of this 981-nucleotide messenger RNA. Its product is annotated as P-loop containing nucleoside triphosphate hydrolase protein. Bases 1 to 981 code for a protein of 326 amino acids. NCBI's taxonomy places the organism in Eukaryota, Fungi, Ascomycota, Sordariomycetes, Sordariales, Chaetomiaceae. Gene Ontology annotation, cellular component: spindle pole body. Gene Ontology annotation, molecular function: GTP binding; GTPase activity. The record is from RefSeq and is a predicted model, not a curated record. Gene Ontology annotation, biological process: positive regulation of mitotic division septum assembly. The transcript has 3 exons.